UCGUCAGUGUUGCACUCUCCGGUGUGACGGUGUUGAUGAACUUCAUAUUUCUGUCAUGUCGAACUUUACCAAAGAUUAUUUACCGGGUUAUAAUCUCGGUUGAGGUGUCGUUAGCUGGCCGGUACCGGUGCUGUGACUUUAGCGUGUAGCUAAAGUUAGCCCCGGUGUGAGAAGUUAAAGGCCCACACUCAGAGUGGGAGAGACGAGCUCCUGAGAGGAGAUGUGUGUCAGGUUCAGGGGCCGGUGGGGGCAGCCGACAGCUUGGAGCUAAACACGGUAUCACUUCACAGAGCAGCCGGUGGUCAGAUGGCUCUACUGCACUGUUAGCUCGCCUGGCUCUGUAUGUCUGUCAGCAUGGGGGACAACAACGGCGUGAACGGGGACCUGAACGCCAACUCGAGGUGCCAGAGCACCGGCGACCCGCAGCUGGACAAGGCGGUGCACCAGUGGUUGACCUGGGACAAGAACCGGCGGACUCGGGCUCAGGUGGAGUCUCUGGUGGCGGCGGGUCGUCUGGAGGACCUGAGGAAGAGGCUGUGCAGCAGGAUGAGCUUCGGCACGGCCGGACUGAGAGCGCCGAUGGGAGCUGGAUUCAACCGGAUCAACGACCUCACUGUCAUCCAGUCCACACAGGGUCUGUACUCGUACCUGUGCAGAUACUUUGCAGACUUCAGCAGCAGAGGAGUGGUUGUUGGCUUCGACACCAGAGGACAGGAGGACAGCGGCUGCAGCAGCCACAGGUUGGCAAAGUUGACUGCCACUGUGAUGCUCAGCAGAGACGUUCCCGUUCAUCUUUUCUCCACAUUCGUCCCAACGCCGUACGUGCCGUACGCUGUGAAGAAGCUCGAUGCCGCAGCCGGAGUGAUGAUCACCGCCUCGCACAAUCCUAAAGAAGACAACGGGUACAAGGUGUACUGGUGUAACGGCGCUCAGAUCUCCUCGCCUCACGACAAACAGAUCCUGCAGAAUAUCGAGGAGCAGCUGGAGCCCUGGAGCGCCUCCUGCUGGGACGAGGAGCUGGUGGAGAGCAGCUCCCUGAGAACAGACCCCCUGACUCAGAUCAACAGCUGCUACAUGGAGGAGCUCUCCUCCCUCUGCUUCCACAGGGAUCUGAACAGAAGCUGCCCAUUGAAGUUUGUCCACUCGUCAUUCCACGGUGUCGGACAUGUCUUCGUCCAGCAGGCCUUCCAUGCUUUUGGUCUCCCUCCGCCGAUCCCCGUCCCUGAGCAGAAAGACCCCGACCCCAACUUCUCGUCUGUCCGCUGCCCCAACCCCGAGGAGGGAGAGUCUGUCCUGGAGCUUUCCCUUCGUCUGGCAGAGCGGGAAAAUGCUUGCAUCGUCCUGGCGACGGAUCCUGAUGCUGACCGAUUGGCUGUUGCAGAGAAGUCUGACAGGUGUGGUUGGAAAGUGUUCACAGGUAACGAGCUGGCAGCUCUGCUGGGUUGGUGGAUGUUCUUUAACUGGAAGGAGGCUCAUCCGGAUCCUGCAGACACCCAGAAGGUUUACAUGAUGGCCACCACAGUGUCCUCCAAGAUCCUGCAGGCCUUCGCUCGCAUCGAGGGGUUCCACUUCGAGGAAACUCUUCCUGGGUUUAAGUGGAUCGGGAACAGAAUACACGAACUCACCAAAACAGGAAACAGCGUCAUAUUCGCCUUCGAGGAGUCGAUUGGUUUCCUGUGCGGCAGUAUGGUUCCUGAGAAAGACGGCGUGAGCUCGGCGGCGGUCGUGGCUGAAAUGGCUGCUUACCUCCACAACAAGAACCUGAGUCUGAACCAACAGCUGCACAACAUCUACCAGACGUACGGUCAUCACGUGUCUAAGACGUCGUACGUGAUCUGUAACGACCCGCCCACCAUCCAGAAGAUCUUCAGCCGCAUCAGAAACUUUGACGGCGAAGCGUCGUACCCAAAGACGUGCGGCGGCGUCCCAAUCGUCCACAUCAGAGACGUCACCACGGGAUACGACAGCAGCCGGCCCGACCUCAGAUCAGUUCUUCCUGUGACGAGGAGCAGUCACAUGAUCACCUUCACACUCCAGAACGGCGUCGUGGCGACGCUGAGAACCAGCGGCACCGAACCCAAAAUCAAAUACUACACGGAGUACUGCGCCGCCCCGGGGAACAGCGAGGCGUCCAGUCUGGAGGAGGAGCUCAGGAAGACCACUGCCGCCCUGCUGGACGAGUUCCUGGAGCCCGAGAGGAACAACCUGAUUCGCCGCUGCGUCUAGCCCCGCCUCCCCCUCCCAUCAGCUGUUUUCCUGUUGGUGAUGAUGUCACAUCCUGUCGUGUCUGUAGACGAAUCAGAGCGGCUGCUGCUUCUCUCUGUGGUGUCGACAAAGUUCAGUUUAGACAAAAAUACGAACUGAUUCAUUAAAAAAUACGUUUCAGGUCUGAACUGUGGUACUCUGUGUCCUCCAUACGGCAGAGAGCAUGAUGGGUAACGGAGUCCAACUGUUGAUUCUGAUUGGUCAUCAGGUCAGAGGACACAUUACAGUAUUUUCAUAGAAACAAAGUCACAGAUGAAGUGUGUUGAACCAAAUAUUUGUUUUCACAGACCUGAACUGUAAACACUUGAAAUAAAUACGGAGGUUCAUUCAUGACAGAAUCACAGAGCAGAAAACAAAUUCAAAACUAUCAGGUUUCUGUACGGUGGCCUGUUGCUGUCAAUAUUUAAAAGGUUUUAUUGUUUUUUCAUGAUGAGAUCAAUUCCUCAUUAUUACCAAGAAUCAAAUAUUUGCUUUCAAAGAUCUGAACCUUAAAAACUUGAAAUGAAUAUGGAAGUUUAUGACAAAACAACAAAUUCAAAGUACGUCAUUAACAGGUUUCUUUACGACGGCCUGUUGCUGUCACCAUCACAUACAUAUAGUUCUAUAUUUCAUUAUAACAAAAUAAUUUACCUCAUCAUAAUUAGAAACCAAAUAUUUGUUUUCAAAGAUCUGAACUACAAAGACUUGAAAUACAUAUGGAAGUUCAUUCAGGACAAAACCACAGAGAGCAGAAAACAAAUCACUGUGAGGGAAAUAUAGUUUUAAUUGUUUUGUUUUAAAAAGAAAAUUUCCUCAUUAUUACUAAAAAACCAAAUGUUUAAUGUCGUUCACUUUAUUUUGUUUCAUCAGGAAACUCUCGUUGUUACAAAGAAUGUGAAAUAAAAUAAAUUAUGUUGUAUUUAUAUUUACAUUCACUGUUUAAAUGUUUCUUCUUGUAAUCAAAUAUUCAGAUUUUGUGUAAUGAGAAUAUUUUGGGAUGUGACCAGAUAAAGUUUUUUGGUUCUUGUUUCGCAGUUUGAA
This is a messenger RNA of Epinephelus moara (kelp grouper), 3285 nucleotides long. It is a transcript of the gene pgm2l1, whose product is annotated as phosphoglucomutase 2-like 1. Bases 343 to 2226 code for a protein of 627 amino acids. The record is from RefSeq and is a predicted model, not a curated record. The transcript has 14 exons. Gene Ontology annotation, molecular function: intramolecular phosphotransferase activity; magnesium ion binding; glucose-1,6-bisphosphate synthase activity. NCBI's taxonomy places the organism in Eukaryota, Metazoa, Chordata, Actinopteri, Perciformes, Serranidae. Gene Ontology annotation, biological process: carbohydrate metabolic process.